GACGCACCACCCCGGCUUCCUUCUCAUUCUAGCAGUCAGGUGUAUUUACUGCGCUUCCUUGCGCCUUGUAAACAUUAGGUAUAUUACAUAUCUGUGUGGAUAUUUUUUGUCUCAGCAAAGUGCUGCUCAUUUGCCGUCAGUGAGUUUUUUCGUCAUUCAUGUAAAGCUUUUACUCAUUGAUUCACUGAUGUCUUGAUUUGUCAUGUGGUUUGUCAUCAUAGUGCAAGGUGUUUUGAGGCCAUAUCUGGAUUGAUGCCCGGCAGAUUAAGAUGGAACUGUCUGAAUCUCUCACACACAAGAACGGGAGGCAGCGGAAGCCUGUGCUGCUCAACAUGGGGGAAAGAGAGUCCAAGCUAGAAGUUGGGGGAGAUGAAGAGGCUCUUCUUCCAAACUCUGACAGAGCCGAUGGACGAACGCAAACACACAAAGGGAUUAAAGGAGAACUGGGCAAUGUGUCCCUGUUAUUGUUCCUGUAUGUGCUUCAGGGCAUUCCUUUAGGCUUGGCUGGCAGCAUUCCUCUCAUCAUGCAGAGUAAGAAUGUCAGCUAUAAAGACCAGGCCUAUUUCAGCUUCGUCUUUUGGCCCUUCAGUCUAAAGUUGUUCUGGGCUCCUCUGGUGGACUCUGUGUAUCUCAAGCAGUUUGGCAGGAGGAAGUCCUGGCUGGUUCCUACUCAGUACCUGCUUGGUCUUUUUAUGCUGUAUCUGUCAUUGACCGUUGACUCCAUGCUUCAGACGGAUGGACAGAAGGGGCCGGAUGUGAUUACUUUAACCGCAGUCUUCUUCUUGCUGGCUUUCCUCGCAGCCACGCAGGACAUUGCCGUUGAUGGCUGGGCUUUGACUAUGCUGUCCAGGGAAAAUGUGGGUUAUGCUUCCACUUGUAACUCUGUGGGUCAGACGGCAGGAUACUUCCUGGGAAAUGUGCUGUUUCUGGCUCUGGAGUCGGCUGAUUUCUGCAACAAGUAUUUGAGGUUUGAGCCUCAGGAACGGGGAAUUGUUACACUCUCAGAUUUCUUGUUUUUCUGGGGGAUUGUGUUUAUGGUGUCCACCACUCUGGUCGCUGUCCUGAAGAAGGAAAAUGGCAAACCCCAUCCCGCUAAGAAGAAGCCCAAAGAGGAGACACAGGGUGUGAAGGAGACUUACAAACUUCUGUUUUCCAUCAUUAAAAUGCCCACCGUCUUUACUUUCUGUGCCCUACUACUGACUGCUAAGGUGGGAUUCUCCGCUGCAGAUGCCGUGACGGGGCUGAAGUUAGUGGAAGCUGGAGUUCCAAAAGAGCAGCUAGCUCUGCUGGCAGUCCCAAUGGUGCCUCUGCAGAUCCUGCUGCCUCUGGUUAUUAGUAAAUACACAGCUGGCCCACGUCCACUCGACAUUUUCUACAAGGCAUUUCCGUUUAGGUUACUGAUUGGUCUAGAAUAUGCCCUGCUGGUUUGGUGGACCCCAAGUGUUCGGCAGGAGGAGGGCUUUCCUGUCUAUUACUAUGCUGUUGUGCUUCUGAGCUAUGCAGUACAUCAGGUGGCACUAUACAGCAUGUAUGUUGCCUGCAUGGCCUUUCAUGCCAAGGUCAGUGACCCUGUGAUUGGGGGCACCUACAUGACCCUUCUGAACACUGUGACUAAUCUAGGAGGGAAUUGGCCCUCAACACUGGCUCUAUGGCUGGUGGACCCACUCACCUCAAAAGAGUGUGACGGGGCCCCUGGACAGACGUGCAGCUCCAUUGAAGAAGCAGGACUCUGUGUCAGAGAAGGUGGUUCGUGUGUCACAUCAUUGGACGGUUACUAUGUGGAGUCUGUGGUGUGCGUUCUGAUUGGCCUCUGCUGGUGGAUCUUCUUUGGGAAAAGAAUGAAGCGCUUACAAGAAGAAAGUCCCUCUGCGUGGCAUUGCAGGGUUGCUAAAUAGCAAUCUCGAAUGAACUCUUCCUCUUGUUUUAAAGCUACUUCAUGCCUCUCUUUCCCUCCUUGAGUGACUGCUUGUUUUCAUCAUACUACAGCAGGCCUGUAGAGAGGCUUUGAACUGAAAUUGGUAAACACCUUGCUAGUAAAUUAUUAGCAAAUAUGUUCUAUUUUUCAGGGUUUUAUUGAAAAAAAAUUGAAGAACUAUAAAACUAGAAAUGGCUCUAGCUUAUGGUACAUGAUAUGAUACAUGAUAGAAAUGUCAUGACAUUCACUGUUUGGUUGCCUCUUGAGUACUUGAGUUCCUGUGCCUUUUGCAUUUCUGUUUCUAAUGCAAGCGCCACCCUCAAAAACAAUCAGCCUUCCGUUUCAUAAAUGAUAUAUGUAAGACAAAGUAGUUACAAAAUUAACUUUUCAGCUUUUUCCAGGAAAAUCUUGAUUCUAAUUGAGCUCUUCUGGUGGGAUGUUAAUAUUUAUGAAGUGUUAAACAUACCACAUCAUCAGUCAACCAGUUGGGAAUGAAACUGGUUGAUGUUCUACUACUAAAAAUGGUUACAGAAGUAGAGGUGGUUAUUUUAAGUACACUUGCCUUUAAUGAAGGUAUCAAUUUAAUAAGCAAGUGUAUAUGAUAUAAUAUAAUAUAAUAUAAUAUAAUAUAAUAUAAUAUAAUAUAAUACAAUAUAAUACAAUUUAAUCAAUGGCCUGGAAAAAUGUAUUUUGCCAUAUUCUGUUUUCACUUGUAUUGUCUUUGUUUAUUUAUUUUUUUUUAUUUGCUGUUUUCCAUGCAUUUUACAGGCCAGUGCUUUAAUGCCGAUUGAGUGUGUGCUGCAGAUUUUUCAUGAAACCUUUUGGAAUAACAAAGUUUGUUCCCCCAACCAAAAUCCACAUCAGUAAAAUUAAUCAUUAUGUUUUCUAUGAAGCAUUUAGACUUAAGAGCGAAGUCUAUAAUUUACCAGAGUAACAGCUGUUAAUGGUCGACGUGGGUGUUUAUCCAAUCACCAGCACUUUUACUACAAGUUGGUAUUUAGUGAUUGUUGAAUGUUUAGAGAAUGAUUUUCCCAAAAAAUGAUAAUUCUUUUAUUAAUUACGUUGUAUUAUUAUUUGGUUUUUAUUUCUGAGUAAAUCAACUCUUUAAAAUACUGUACUGUAAAACGUUUCUUUGUUUUUAUAAUGCUGAUUCUGUUGUUUUAUAUCAUAUAAUGAAGGCAGGGCUUUAGGGAGAGGGAUCUUGAGUGUUGUAUAUACUUUUAAACAGCAACAACAAACGUUUUUAUUCAUCAUUCUUAAAGUCUAUAUAAAUUAAAAUAAAGGCAAAUCUUCUGUACAACGCACAGAACACGUGCUUUGGUUAUUUUAAGCAAAUAUAUGCAUGUAGAAAAGGUUUGCUUGUAAAACUAAAACGCGUUUUAACUGUUUUGUCCUAGUUGCUACCCGUUUAUAGUGGGCGGAGUUUCAUUUUGUAGUUUUUUUCCCUCUGUAAACAACAUGCCGUCAGUUCCUGCAGAUAAUACAGACGAUGCUAAACCCUCCAAAAAUUUUGUUGCACUUUUAUCAAACUUUGCUGACGAUCAUUUAACAGUUGUCCGGGUAAGUAGACUCGACCAUGCGUGUCAUUUCAAUAAAUUGUAUAAACAGCC
Messenger RNA from Danio rerio (zebrafish), 3525 nucleotides. Lineage: Eukaryota; Metazoa; Chordata; Actinopteri; Cypriniformes; Danionidae. The record is from RefSeq and is a predicted model, not a curated record.